AUGAAGCACAAAAAACGGACCGUCUGCAAUACCUGUCGGCGUCGUAAAUUGGGGUGUGAUGGAAAAUUGCCGGGGUGUAGUCAAUGCUCGCUAUCCGGGUAUACCUGUGAUGGGUAUGCGACAAGCUGGACAUUCAUUCAGCAGGGCUCAGGCUCUUUCGACCAAAAUCCAAAUAAUGGAAAGCAUCAUGAACAACUUGCAGCCCCGGUACAAAUAAAACGCCGCGAUAAUUCUCCACGUUUAAUCAAAGUGAUUCCGGAGUCCCCGGUAGCUCACUUCACUCCAAGCCUGCAACAAGAAAUAUCAUUCUCGCCAACCAUUCACCACCUCUUAACUGUCAUCGUGGAAAGCUAUCUCCCCGAGAGUGAGAGAAACCCAAGCACCGUCGCUGUCGCCACUGGCCACAGCCGCCAACAUCCACGAAUCUGCGGUACCUGGGUUGAAGUAUUAUACGAGCUUCCCUGUCUCGCACAUACCAACUCCCUUCUCUCAAAAGCAGUAACUGCCCUCGUUGCGGCAGUCUUGACGUCGGUGUGUAUCUCCCGUCAAAGUAUUUCAGAGCCAUAUCUUCUCGCCAUCCGGUCUCUUCGAAAAACGCUUGAGAAUGGGGUUGGUAGGACACAGGAGCUCAUUCCUGCUGUUAUGUGUCUUAUCUUGGUCGAGGUCAUGAUCCCAAACGCGAGUGUCGCCCUUGACGCCCAUUUAAAUGCCGUGGGGGCAUUCUUCCAUUCCGCUGGGCCAGAAGCGUGUAGGACGGGACUUCUGCAUAGACUGUUUGUUGGAUUCCGACCAUUAAUGAUUAUACAUGCCAUUCAAACUCGUCAACCAACUUUCCUCAGCCUUCCGGCCUGGAACGAUAUUCCAUUUUCCGAUAUCGCACCUUCUAUUAUGCAGGCCUUUUUCAACGAGUUUGUUCAUCUGUCAUCUUUACUCUGUCAAAUGGAUGGUCUGGGUCUUGCGGUGGACUCUCAACCAACCAUCCAGUCCGAGAUUGAGCAGCAGGUACUACUAUCCCUUUUCGCAGAUCUUUCUGCGCGUCUGGAUCAUUGGGAGUAUACUUUGACUACCUCCUCUUUCUCAUAUGGGCGAUAUCACCACCACUCCCACGAAGCCAUCGAUGACGAUGACCAUCGACCCAUCUCUUACCCCAACGUGACAAUGGCAAAUAUCUUCACGCACCUGUGGGCCUUCCAAAUCAUCACUCUUCGAGAGAUGACUAUUCUCAUCACCGCCCUCUCCGGAACGAUAUCGCUAUCGCCGUCUCCGUCUCCGUCGUCCCCAUCGUCACCGGAAGACUGUGCAGCAGUCCUCGCCAGAAAUAUUUCUCUGAGUAUGGACUAUCUCUUGAAAGAAGAUAUGGGUCUUUUCGGCCCGGCUUCAUCAUACUUCCCUCUCCGGGUGGCUUGGGAAGUUCUCAAAGGGGGCGGUGAUCAAUUUGAUGGUGCUCGUGUGAAACGGAGUGUCGAUCGACUCGUUACAAGAGGGCUUUUGUCUGCGCCGACUCUUGUCUUUGGUCCUGAACUUGAAUUGCAUUAA
Penicillium cosmopolitanum is the source of this 1536-nucleotide messenger RNA. RefSeq lists its product as uncharacterized. The record is from RefSeq and is a predicted model, not a curated record. The transcript is spliced from 4 exons. The coding region runs from base 1 to 1536 and encodes 511 amino acids. Gene Ontology annotation, biological process: regulation of DNA-templated transcription. NCBI's taxonomy places the organism in Eukaryota, Fungi, Ascomycota, Eurotiomycetes, Eurotiales, Aspergillaceae. Gene Ontology annotation, molecular function: DNA-binding transcription factor activity, RNA polymerase II-specific; zinc ion binding.